Molecule: messenger RNA, 1032 nt
Organism: Oryza brachyantha (malo sina)
Lineage: Eukaryota; Viridiplantae; Streptophyta; Magnoliopsida; Poales; Poaceae
Exons: 1
Coding region: 75-809 (244 amino acids)
Source: RefSeq, a predicted model, not a curated record
GACACGACAAACACCGCACAAACCCAGCGAAAUUGCCGCGAUUCCAUUGCUCGCAACCAGUACGCCGAGCAGCAAUGUGCCUAGCCACGGUGGACGGCUCCUUCCGCCCGCGCACGCGCGGACGCCGCCUCGAGAUCCGCGCAUUCUACCUCCGCCUCGCCUCCCCGGCGCCGGCGUCGGCGUCGGCGUCGACCGACCUCUCCCUCGUCUACCUCCCGGCCAUCGGCGGCGCGGCGCUGGAGCUCGACGGGCGGCCGCUCCCUCCGGCCUCGCCCGCCGAGGUGCCGCUCCGCCGCGUGGGCGCCGACGGCGGCGACGCGGCGGCGUACGCCAGCGCCGACCGCGUCUGCGCCGCCGAGGGCGCGCGCUUCGAGGUGUACGCCGGGAAGGAUCUGGCGGCGGACGGCGUCUUCUUGCGCCGCGGCGGCGGCGGGGGAGGAGGGUGGCGCGUCGAGUGCCGCCGUGCGGCGUCCAGUGCGGUGGUGGUGGGCGAGGUGGUGGUGCUCGAGGAGGGCGGCGCGCUGAUGAGGGCCAGGGCCAAGGCGUCGGCGAGGGGGCUCGGGUGCGGCGGCACGAGGCUGGAGGGGAUACCGGAGGAAGGGUGCGGGUGCGAGUGCGGGAUGUGCGGGGAUGACGACUGGGAGGUGGUCCGAGACGACGGCGAUGACUGCAAAGGUGACCUGGACACGCCGGAGAUGGAGGCGGAGACGUUGACGUGGGCGCUAGAGAUGGGAGCAUGGGCGGUCUGCGUCGGCGUCGGAAUUCUCGCCACGGCGAGGCGGUUCAGACGGAAGCGGGCCUUCUGGUGAGCCGGUCACCGCGCCGGCCGACAAGAGGACGCACUUUUUGUUUUUUCUUUUCACCUUUCAAGUGUAAAAAAUGUCCAAAUUUUGUAGAUUUUUAGCAGAAGAUUUCACCUCAUCUUCUACUCUAGAUUGUGUACAUAUGAAUCGAUCAACGAAAUUACCUUCUCCAACGUUACAUACAUGAUACAUAGUCGAGACCUGUUCGUGGCAUGCCAAGUUGCCAAGC